AGCACCGGCGCCACCUGCGGAAACGCCCCCCCUCUUUCCAUCUCCUUCCCCUCCAAGCCUCCGCCUCCGCCUCCUAAAAUCUCAAUCGCCUCCGGGUUUCUCCAACCUCCGCCUUCCCCCCACCCGAUUCUCCGCGUCGACUUCCCUGGCCCUGACCUCUAGAAUCACCCGUCGCGAUCUCGCAUUAAGGGCCAGUGAAGUAACCUGCAUUGUGUGGUUGAUUCGGCACCGCCCAUCAGCUGCUGCCUGGGUGUUCAGCUAAUCAUCCUGUUUCUGACAUGGAGGAAUCACAUGGUAGUCAGGAAGCUUCAAGGUUCAGAGCUCUUGGCAACGGGGUCUCUGGUGCUGCUCAGGAGAGUGCUGGUGACAGGGAGCUCCACAAUGUGGGGAUUGCUUCUCAGGCUGCAGGAGCUUAUCUGAAUGGUAGAGCGUUGUUCCCUUCUGAGUCUGCCAUGUACAGCUCAUCCGAGGCUGGAAGCAAUCAGCAUUUUCAGGGGUUCUCUCGCAGUGGCAGUCUGUAUGAUGAGCAGUCCCUCACAUCUGCUUUUGAGGACAUGACUCUCGGUUUCAAGACCCGUGCAGAUGAUCCGCCUACCCGCCAUCACAAUGUGGCACUGACAAACGGACACCAUCCAUCUGGACCUGUGGAUGUUACCCUAAACCAGCAACAUGUGCCUGCAACACGCCAAGAUGAUUCCCUGACUCUACAGUUUAGUGUGCCACAUGCCAAGCAAAAGUCUGAUGUUGAACACCAAGAACAAGGUUAUGGGUUUCCAGCGCACUCAGGGAAAUUUUCAAGAACCUCUGGGCUGCAAAGCUUGAAUAGCAAUUUUGGUGUUCCUUACCACCCAUCAACUGCAUCUGCUUCCCCCUUCCAGCAACAAUGUUAUGUUGAUGAGCAAUCUCAGAUGUACAGGCCCCAUGAUCAGAAUGUUAGAUCAAACGUCAUAUGGCCACAUGGCGUACAACCAUACUCUGUUGUGCAACCACAUUAUCUCUGUCCACAAAUGCGACAAGUUUCUGGUUUUGAUGUUUAUCAACAUAGAAGCAACGAGCAUGCUACAGUUUGCAAUCCUGCAAAUGUCCCAUCCUCGCAUAUUGGAACACCAAAUUCUCAUGGGCUGGAAAAUGGGUAUUCUUACUUCAAUGCUGCUGCUUUUCAGAAGAGAAAUAACUGGCUGAAUAAUACAUUCACAGACAGCUUACCCAGUACAUCUUACACUGACAGUUCAUGUGGCAGCGGUGAUUUUCGCCAUUCUCAGCAAGCUGAAAAGUAUUUCCAUCCAUCUGGACAAGGUUUUUCAUAUCAUCAGCAAACAGAUAACCUUGAUCCUCCAUAUAGACUAGGUUUCUCGCAUCAUCAGACAUCUGGUAGAUUGAACACAGGCAGUUAUCCAGAAAGCUUCCUGAGGAGUCAUGAUGUUGGAAAUUCAAUUAGAGCUAUCAAUUUUGCUCCCUCAGUUAAUGGCUAUGCUGAUAUGGACCACAGGAUUAAUGGUUAUGGUCAUGACCACCUUGGCAUUCAGAGUAAUAAUUCCAUGCCCCAGUUUUUGUCAUCAAAAACUGAGCUGACAGUUGAUGAAGUUGUUGGAAGAAUAUGUAUCCUGGCGAAGGAGCAGAAAAACUGCCACUUUCUGCUGAAAAUAUUAACAGAAGGCACUCAAGAGGAUGCUGAUAAAGUCUUUUAUGAAAUACUUGAUCAUAUUGGUGAACUUAUGGUGGAUCCAGUUGCCAACUAUUUGGUGCAGAAUAUUCUUGGAAUCAAUGAUCGAAGGAUGCGCAUAAUUUAUGAAAUCACCAAAGCACCUGCAGAGCUUAUUAAAAUUUGUUGCAGCGUGCAUGGGACCCGUGUAAUGCAAAAGGUCAUAGAGACUAUAGCUACCACAGAGGGAGCUUCAAUGGUUGUGACAGAGGCGGCUUCGAUGGUUGUUGCUGCGUUGAGCCAUGGAACAAUUCGUUUGAUGACAGAUCCUAAUGGAUACCAUGUUAUGAGCCUCUGCUUGGAUAAAUUAUUACCUGAACACAAGGCGUUCAUUAUUGAGGCUGCUGCAUCACGCUAUCUUCAACUAGCAAGGGAUCGUCAUGGCUGUUGUGUCCUUCAGAAAUGUAUUGAACAUUCAAAUGAUGAACAGAGGAAUGAUUUGUUGAGCAAGAUUACAUCCAGUGCCCUUAGGCUUUCAGAAGAUCAGUAUGGGAACUAUGUUAUUCAGUUUAUUCUUGGCCUCAAAAUUGAAUGGGCAACAGCCAGAGUAGUGGAUGAGCUGGCGGGUCACAUUGGAAAUCUGUCCAUGCAAAAAUGUGGUAGCCACGUUGUGGAGCAUUGCCUUGACCAGGCACCACAGUUGAUGUGUGAUAGGAUCAUCAACGAACUCAUGAAUGAUCCUAAAUUGCCUCAGAUCAUAAUUGAUCAGUACGGGAACUUUGUGAUUCAAACAGCACUUAAACAGUGCCAGGGUGAACAAUAUGUUGCCUUUGUCGAAGCUAUCAGACCGUAUAUUGCUACACUGCAGAGCAACAUGUAUGGAAAGAGGGUUCUCUCAAGGACAUACUUGAAGAAAAAGCACUACCGAUUUGGCUUCUGUUAACCUGCCAUUUUUGCCGAAUGUAUCCUCAGGG
Molecule: messenger RNA, 2616 nt
Organism: Panicum hallii
Lineage: Eukaryota; Viridiplantae; Streptophyta; Magnoliopsida; Poales; Poaceae
Product: putative pumilio homolog 7, chloroplastic
Exons: 6
Coding region: 279-2585 (768 amino acids)
Biological process (GO): post-transcriptional regulation of gene expression
Cellular component (GO): cytoplasm
Molecular function (GO): mRNA binding
Source: RefSeq, a predicted model, not a curated record